Trichomycterus rosablanca is the source of this 1592-nucleotide messenger RNA. RefSeq names its product BEN domain-containing protein 2-like. Lineage: Eukaryota; Metazoa; Chordata; Actinopteri; Siluriformes; Trichomycteridae. Gene Ontology annotation, molecular function: DNA binding. The transcript is spliced from 10 exons. The record is from RefSeq and is a predicted model, not a curated record. The coding region runs from base 1 to 1509 and encodes 502 amino acids.
AUGGCGUGUCCGGGCGACAGCGAGGUGGAGAUGUUUGAAACCGAUCCUGUAAGAACUCUGGGAGAAAUCCUUGCUUACUGUCAGGUGAUGUAUGAAGCCAUUCAGAAACUGGAUGAGAAGUUUGAGAUGCUGCAUGCUCGAGUCAUUCACGUUUCUACAGAUCAGCCCAACAUUGAGGAAGAGCCACCAAGUUUACAGAUCUACACACCAGACAGUGCAGAGUUCUGCUUCCAAGACAACCACUCAGCUGAUUUUCUCCAUCACCAAACCCUACAUCCCUACGUUUCUCCUCCUGUGGAGGAUUCAAACAUUCCCAUUAUUAGUAACACCUCAGAAAAACCCAAACACUCCCAACCAGAUCCACAGAUUCAGUCUCAACCCUCAGCUUUAACCGCCACCCAGCCUCGAACUGUAAGGGAGAUGCUGCUACAGCAGCGCCACAUCAGUCCAGAUGAUGAUCUGAUCUCAUACACCGAACGCACGACCUCUAAAUCUCCUCGAACUGUAAAGGAGAUCCUUCAGCAGCGCAGGAAAAGGUCGGAUACACCUCGCUCAAGACGCACCAAAAUGCACACCGCAAACCCAGGUAGAAAGUUUGUGAUCCCGAGCAGCGUUUUGACGAGGGCGAGUACGAUUCUAAAGCCGACGGCGGCGGCCCGAUUCCUCCUGCAAAGCCUCUUCUCCCAGCAGGAGCUUCUGCAUGGAAGCAUUAAAGGAUACGUGGCCAAAGGACUGAAAAAACUCGACCCUGAGAAGAUCAGCGCCAUCCGAGAGUGGGUGCAGAAGGCGUAUCCGAAACUGGACUUCAGUGAGGAAGGGAAAGACUGGAAAGCCUGUACGACUGUUAUGAAUGAAGGAACCAGAUACAUCCGACUGAAGGACAGGAAACGAAAGGUUCAUGAUGUUCUACAGAAAGAGUGCAGAGCAGAAGAGCAAUGCGAGGCCAGAGAACAGAAGCGUAAUGCAGCGGGAGAGAGGAAUGUAGAAACCGCGUCGGUCCACUCCUUCAAACUCGAACCGACGGCCGAGAUCGACGUGGAACUAUCGGACAGCGACAGCGACGAUCUACAGCAGCUGAUGGCUCAGAAGACGCGACUCAAACUGGAGUCGGACAAAGAGGAAGAGUCCGAAAACGAAGACUCGUGUGAAGUGUAUCUGGGGAGCCCCGAUCGGGAGGUGAAGGUGCCCCAGUAUGCGAUGCUUUUAGCUUUACAGCGCCAGACUCCCACGCUCGUCGCCCGCCAUCUUAUCAGGUUCCUUUUCCCCGAGGACUUGCUGGUGCAGAGCAACGUGUACGGUAACGGCAAGCAUGGCAUCCAGCCGCUGGACCACAAUAAGAUCUCAGCACUGAGGGAGCACAUGUGUGAGCGUUUCCCCGGGAUGAGGCUGGACGAAGACGGACCCGGCUGGAGGGCGUGCGUGCUCGCCAUCAACAGCGCGAUCCGCAAGACCAGGCACGCUCGCAAGAAAUGCCACACCCAAACACAGGAACUGGACACGUCGUCAUGACUAUGAGCGUCGCCGAAGGAUCUGCUGUGUGGAGCGCUAGAGCAGAGUGAGCGAGCGAGCAUAGCAGACGGACAGAAUAAUAG